Tremella mesenterica DSM 1558 is the source of this 1966-nucleotide messenger RNA. RefSeq lists its product as uncharacterized. The record is from RefSeq and is a predicted model, not a curated record. Lineage: Eukaryota; Fungi; Basidiomycota; Tremellomycetes; Tremellales; Tremellaceae. The transcript is spliced from 4 exons. Gene Ontology annotation, biological process: biosynthetic process. Gene Ontology annotation, molecular function: pyridoxal phosphate binding; transferase activity. The coding region runs from base 93 to 1760 and encodes 555 amino acids.
CCCAAGGAACUUUGCGGGUGCUGCAGUGUCAAUCCACUUUCCCCACGACCCACGACCUCAAGCGUCUGCUUCAAGAGGAUCGAGGAGACAGAAUGAGUCUUCUCGAGUCCCGCUUGGAGAAACUCCUCAACCAGCGCAAAGGAAAAGGUCGGUUCAGGAGCCUGAAAGUGUAUCCCACUGAUUCGUUGUUGGAUUUUUCUUCAAACGACUACCUAUCCCUCACCUCAUCCCCUAACCUUCGAACAUCUUAUCUAAACACCCUCUCAUCCUCUCCGAACAUAUUCGGCUCCACCGGUUCCCGACUCUUAUCAGGUUGUACACCCUCUCAUCUAGCUUUAGAAAGCAGACUUCAAUCUCAUUUUGACGCACCAUCAGCUUUACUCUUCAAUUCAGGAUGGGACGCCAACGUUUCUUUCUUUGCUACUGUACCGCAAAAAGAUGAUUGGGUUAUAUAUGAUGAAUUGGUACAUGCUAGUGUUCAUUCUGGUCUCAGAGCGUCUAGGGUGGAAGAGGAAAGAAGGAGGAGUAUGAAACAUCGGGAUGUUGAGGAUUUCAGAAGUGUUUUAGAGGAAAUUCUGAAAGACGAGGAAACUCUUUCAAACAGUACCUCUCUUGAAGAAGGCUUUCAUCUAGAUGAGGGACAGAAGGAAGGAGGAGGUAGAAUUAAAAUGAUAGAGAGGGAUGUUCUGAGGACAGAUGGAGGAGGAGGAACGAUUUUUCUAGCUUUGGAAUCUCUUUAUUCCAUGGAUGGAGAUUUUUGUCCUUUAUUGAAAAUGUUGGAAGUAUUCGAUAAUCUCGUUCCUUCAUAUAGACAAUGUGUGGUAUUGGAUGAAGCUCAUUCCACCGGAGUUUAUGGGAAAGGAGGAAGAGGUUUGGCAUAUUCUCUUGGUGUACAUAAGAGGAUUGUGAGGUUGAUGACUUUUGGAAAAGCUGUUGGAUGUUCGGGAGCCGUUUUACUUGGUCCGGAGACAAUACGAACUUUUCUUAUCAACUUUGCUAGACCUUUGAUCUUCUCAACGGCAUUACCUCAUUCAACUGUUAUCGCUUUAGAGUGUGCAUGGGAUUUGUUGCAAAGUUCAGAAGGUGAUGAACGACGAAGACGACUUUUCGCCCUCAUCCAACAUUUUCAUAAACUUCUGAACGAAUUACUGUCAAAAACCCCCUCUAACGUCUUACGACUACCCUACCCUUCUACCUCUCAACAAUCAUCCCAAGACAAUGAUGAAACAUCUUUUAUCUCAACGCUAUCUCCUCACGCUCCCCCCAAAUCUCCCAUACCACCCUCCAAUCAUCUCCUCUCCCAGCCCGCUCAACCCUCCCAGCCGUCCCUUUCUCUCAGUGGAUCAACAUCCCUAUCAAUCUCCCUACCAGCAUCUUCAUCUCAGCCAUCAACAACAUCCGAGCAAACAUCAUCGAGUUCAUCUUGGGAAGCAGCAUCGAGCUCCUCAAUUCAAACAUUAACAACUCACAAAUGGAUUUCACCCCCCGUCGAUGCACCAUCAGCAAUCUGUGGUCUUCUUACCCCUCAUCCUCAUCGUCUCUCGGCGUUCUUAUUGGAAAAAGGUAUGAUCAUCCGACCUGUCGUCCCUCCUUCCGUACCACCUGGUGGGGAACGUAUUCGGAUCUGUUUAAGAGCGGAUAUGAGUUCGAGGGAUGUCGAACGGCUCGUUACUUGUUUGAAGGAGUGGGUGGAUAUCGAGGUCAGACACGGAAACUCAGAUAUUCCUUCUAAGGGCUUCGGGGUGAAAGCGAAAUUGUAAUAGAAUAUAGAAACAUCUCCAUAGACCAGAUCUUGUUCUGAUCUUUUUGUCAAUCUCUGUGUUGUGUGUUGUUCACGUUAUUGUCAUAAUCAUCUCGAAUCAACAUCGCCCAUGAGUCCACCACUACUAGAGGGUUCUUUUGUGCUUUGGAAGGUUGAGCCAUAUACAGUACCGUAUGGAACAGAUGCAUUUUCCGUAUCUCCUUU